UCCUUCUUCCCUCUUAUCCUGAGUCACCUUUUAGAACUUAGGCAUUGAGCACCAUGGGGACUCCAAAUGAUCAGGCUGUGUUGCAGGCCAUCUUCAACCCUGAUACCCCAUUUGGAGAUGUUUUUGGGUUUGACCUGGGAGAGGAAGCAGACAAGGAAGAAGCAGAUGAAGAUGGAGUUUUCCCUGGAGCACAGCUGGAGCAAUCGAAGGCCCUAGAGCUUCAGGGAGUGAUAGCAGCAGAGGCUGGGGACCUCAGCACAGCCCUGGAAAGGUUUGGCCAAGCCAUCUGCCUGCUGCCUGAGAGAGCCUCAGCCUACAACAAUCGUGCCCAGGCCCGGAGGCUCCAGGGAGAUACGGCAGGUGCCCAGGCGGACCUGGACCGCGUCCUGGCGCUGAGUGGCGGCCGGGGUCGCGCCGCCCGCCAAGGCUUCGUGCAGCGAGGGCUCCUGGCGCGGCUGCAGGGCCGAGACGACGACGCCCGUAGGGACUUCGAGCAGGCGGCACGGCUGGGCAGUCCCUUCGCGCGGCGCCAGCUUGUGCUGCUCAACCCGUACGCCGCGCUGUGCAACCGCAUGCUGGCCGACAUGAUGGGGCAGCUGCGCAGUCCCCGCAACGGGCGCUGAACUCGUCAGUCCGGGGACGGGAGGGGGCCUGAAUCAAUAAAGCUGCGGAGCCUCACCCACUGCACCUGCUUCUGCUUCUGCGUCCUACCCACGCACCCACGUAAGGGGAGCCGGCACUGAGAUGGACCCCUCACUGGCCCUGAGCGCGUGCCGAGCAUUGAAAGGACGGCCGCCCACCUGC
Molecule: messenger RNA, 804 nt
Organism: Urocitellus parryii (Arctic ground squirrel)
Lineage: Eukaryota; Metazoa; Chordata; Mammalia; Rodentia; Sciuridae
Gene: Ttc36
Product: tetratricopeptide repeat domain 36
Molecular function (GO): protein binding
Source: RefSeq, a predicted model, not a curated record